AUGGGUAUUAAUCCUGACGAUAAGACCUGGCCAGAUACUAGUGUUACCCGAAUGAUAUUCUAUGAGAAGCCAGACCGAACACAAAUGCCGGCGGCCCAACCUGGACCAAACGCCUAUAAUAACUAUUGCGGCAAUGAUCUUUCAUCACAGACUAUGUCUGCGUACCGCCUAUCUCCUGAUGAGCCUGACGGAACAGAGAAACUCCCCGUCGAGUUGCAUCUGAAUGGGCUAUCUAGUUUGCGGUAUGUGGCGAACCGAAGAUUUCGAGUCAAUUGCGGCGAUCUGCACCUGUUAAAUGCUGGGGACGCCGAUUAUCAAUUCCCUAACAUCCAAAAUAUCCGUGGCUGUGGCGGUAACUCAUCGCCCCAUUUCAUUAUUCAAAACACGAAAUUCCGACCGCAUCCCAUACAUAUUCACGGCCACGAUUUCCGAGUCCUCCGAGAAGGUCUCUUCGAGGACAAGGAAACCUCGUUUCCUCACGGACAACCUGAAUUCUCUCGUGUCCUCCCCGGGCGAGGCUUCUGA
Molecule: messenger RNA, 525 nt
Organism: Daldinia vernicosa
Lineage: Eukaryota; Fungi; Ascomycota; Sordariomycetes; Xylariales; Hypoxylaceae
Exons: 1
Coding region: 1-525 (174 amino acids)
Molecular function (GO): oxidoreductase activity; copper ion binding
Source: RefSeq, a predicted model, not a curated record